CUAAGACGUAUCCUCUGCUUAGCUGGGAUCAGACUAAUCUGUAUGACCGUCAACUUUUUAAGAAUUGUCACUUCACGACUCAAAUCUUUUUGAGCCAUCUCAAGUUUUUGAAGAGCACCACUCUUUCGCUUUUGCAUGUUUCGGUACAUAUUAGAAGUGGUUGCUCAAUGUUGCGCUUACAUUAGUUGAUCCCUAACAGAUACCUAUCAUCCGUUUGGAUUGCACGGGAGCUCAUAUUUACACACUAACGCACUCGACAGUUUCGUUCAUGGUGUAUAAAUAUUAGGUACCUAAUGUACAACGACUUAAAGACAGUUCAAAAUAAAACACACAAGUACGUCAUCGGUGUGAUACGCCCACACUUAAUUAUUCGAUUGUUUUUUUAAGAUUAUAUUGGUGUACUUUCUCUAUCAAAGUUUUGUUAUUCACCACCCUACAGACGGUGUACCUUUAUGUCAACUACAAAGCUGUACCUAGUUAUUUCUUCACUUUACCCUGUGCCCAAUUUUUUUUUUUUUUCCUUUUUAAUCGCAUAAUAAUAUAAUAAGCAUUGCUUGACGCACAAAAAAAAAUACAGAUUAUAUUUUUAUUUCAUUUUUUAAAGAAAUAUCUAUAGAUAAUUUAACUCAUCCGUGGGGUUGGAUGUCGGAGAAAAACGUGAGGGUGGAAGAUAGUGAAACAUUUGGCUUGACUGAUAUCUUUUUUCCUCUGCAGUGAUUAAUUUUUUACAGAGUUAGCUCCAUUAUUACCACUAACAUUUACAGCACAUGUUUAAGGCGUUAGCUCGAAAACAGUAAAUCUACGUUUAUAAAAAUGGGUAGCAAAGAAAAUAAGUCAUCUGUUUUAAGGUCUUGUAAAUCACAUCAAAAGGGUGCGUUUUUAACUGUGAUCCUCCUGCUAAUAUUCUUCGUUGCAACCGCCUGCGUUGGAUUUUUACUGAUGAAUAGCAGUCCACGUGUGGAGUCCUCUGUGCGAUUUGUGAGCAUCCUUCACAGACACGGAGAAAGAGCUCCAAUAUUAACUUACCCGCUGGAUCCGUACAAGGAUGCUGCAUUUUGGGUAGAUGGACCAGAGCAGUUGCUACAAGAAGGGAAAGUAACUACAUACGACUUGGGCCAGUUUUUGCGGGAACGAUACGGAGGAUUCCUGUCAUCUCGAUACAAGGCCCAUGAGAUAUUGAUGCGUUCGAGUAGAAUUGAUCGAUGUUUGAUGAGUGCUGAGCUCGUCUUAGCGGGGCUCUAUCCCCCUGUCGGAACUCAAAUUUGGAAUAAAGAUCUACCUUGGCAACCGAUUCCAGUUCAAACUGCGCCUGACGAUGCCGAUGACAUUAUUCGAGUGCUCAAGCCGUGCCCAUUAAUGUCCAAAGAGCAAGAAAUUGUCAAUGACGCGAUACAGAAAAAAUUGGAUGAAAAUAAAGAUCUCCUAACUUAUAUUUCAAAGAGCACGGGGCUCCAGGUGGAAACCAUCCAAAAUAUUGACGAUAUUCACGAUAAUCUUCUGAUUUCGGAGCAACACGGUUUCAAAGUGCCAGAAUGGGCUCGGGAGAUUUACCCCAAGAAACUUCAAGAAUUGGCAGCUAUCAAUUACUUUCAACUCUACGAUACGCCCUUGCAAAGAAAACUUCGAUCUGGGAUCUUGAUAAACGACAUUCUAGACAGCAUGUGGAAGAAAACUAAUGCGUCGGAAAAAUUUGAAAGACGCAUGAACAUAUUCUCAGCUCACGAUACGACAUUAGGACGUCUCUGGCAAGCAAUUGAUAUUUCCGAGGACUUAGGGUUGGAGAAACCCAUUUACGGAUCGGCUUUAAUAUUUGAACUACACGAAACCAGCACCAGUAAAUACCGAGUAAAAAUUUUAUAUAAGCGCGGCAUGCUUGACAGAGACAUGACUGUGCUGCACAUCAAGGGCUGCGAAGGGGAUCCAAUGGCUCAUCAGGACGGGAUGUGCGAUUUGGAUAGAUUUUCUUCGGCUUUGGAGCCGAAAGCUUUCUCUGACUACGACGAGGAGUGCAAAAUUCCGUGAAAAAGGACGAGGGGAUAUGACUGCAGUGAAUGAAAAUUCAGGCCGUUUUUUCUCGCGAAGGAAUGACGUCAUAUACCACGCUAGCGCCUAGCAGGGUGUUUUCCAUCGCUUACUUAAUUCGAUUUAUUAAUGCAAUAAAAUGUGCUUAAAAAUUCCAAAUCUUUUUUCAAAAAUUAACAAAGAAAAAAAAAUCGCAAGUGGCAAUUAAUUGAGGAAGCAAUAAAGCGAAUAUGGAAAUAAAGAAAAACAAUUACACCAUUGAAAUUCAUAUGAGCUCAUACACCGGAAAAAAAACAUUGGAUCUAGAGUCCAGACUCUUGAAAACAUUGACAAGAAAAAGGACUUUUAAUUCAAUCAGAUUUAAUCUUAAAUCAAAAGGAAAUCCGCUCAAAUUAAGAGGCUUGGUUAUUGAUUUAAGCUUAAAUCUGAUUGAAUCAAGAGUAUUUUUUCUUGUCGAUGUUUUUAAGAGUCUGGACUCUAGAUCAAAUGUGGUUCUUUCCCCUGUGUACGACAUUCGUACGUGUAAAGAACAAAUAAAUAUCUACAAUCCAAAAAA
Molecule: messenger RNA, 2578 nt
Organism: Bemisia tabaci
Lineage: Eukaryota; Metazoa; Arthropoda; Insecta; Hemiptera; Aleyrodidae
Product: lysosomal acid phosphatase
Biological process (GO): dephosphorylation
Molecular function (GO): phosphatase activity
Source: RefSeq, a predicted model, not a curated record